Molecule: messenger RNA, 675 nt
Organism: Geodia barretti
Lineage: Eukaryota; Metazoa; Porifera; Demospongiae; Tetractinellida; Geodiidae
Source: the annotation of a GenBank genome assembly
AUGCACACCUUCUGGUGUAUCCGACGCACCCUCAAUUUUCUUCAAAAACGUGACCCGACGGUGCCCUUUUUUCUCAACAUCUCUUUUAUAGAUCCGCACCCACCGUUAACUCCACCGGCACAUUAUUACCAGCGCUACAUCCAGCGGGAUCUCCCUUCACCGGUGGUUGGUGACUGGGCACCCGAAUUCGAGGGGGCUGAGAAGGGGUUGGAUCCAAACGCUUGGGAAAUCUGUCUCGACGACCACGAUAUGCAAUGUGCUCGUGCGGCUUAUUACGGGAUGAUCAAUUUUAUCGAUGAUCAGAUCGGCCGCUUAAUCCAGUCCAUGGGCGGACUGGCGGACUGUUUGAUCGUUUUCACCUCCGACCACGGUGAGAUGCUGGGCGACCACAACCUGUACCGCAAAACCUGGCCCUACGAAGCCUCGGCACGAGUGCCUUUUCUGAUACGGGCACCGGCGAAUGGGGCUACCCAACAGAAUCCGUCUGCCAAAGCCCCGUCGGUCUACAAGACAUCAUGCCCACUAUUUUGGACGCUGCCGGGGUUGAGAUUCCCAGUAUCUGCACUGGCAGAAGUCUACUACCCAUCAUGCAAGGGAAUACCGACCGGGUGCGGGACUAUCUGCAUGGAGAGCACUCCGGUUGUUACGAUUACAGUCAUGGUAACCACUAUGUAA